AAUCUAAAACCGAUAUAUCCAAUGACUCACAUUAAUUCGUUUUAUAAAGGUAAAGGCCAAUUACUCCUAGUCAUUGAAACCGGUCGAUAGAACAUCUUCAUUUAGCUAUAAGAUGUGGCAGUGACAACAGUGUGGUAGUUUUAUUUAUUAGGCUUAUUUAAGUAAUCGUUAAAAGGCUUAGGUUAAUGUAAGUGACGAUAUAGUAAGUAGCAAUAUGUGGUUCUCUAUUAAAUUCCUAACGCUAUUGGCCUAUACAAGCGCCUGCAAUAUAAGCGAAACCAAAGUUAGCGGGUCCCGUGCCCCGAAAUCUGUGUGUUCGGGAGAUUUGGUAUUUGAAGAUAACUUCGACGAGUUUGAUUUUGACGUCUGGCAACAUGAAAUAACUCUGUCUGGAGGUGGGAAUUGGGAGUUCCAAUACUACGACAACAACCGAACUAACUCGUACACUCACGACGGUGUGCUGUUCAUCAAACCCUCGCUGACGGCAGACCAGUUUGGGGAGGCUUUCCUAUCGAAUGGGCGAAUACAAAUUGACGGUGGAACAACAGCGCAUAGAUGCACCGAUUCAUCUUCUUGGGGCUGCGAGCGUAUCGGAACACCCACAAACAUUCUGAACCCAAUUAAGAGCGCUCGAAUACGCACGGUAGAGUCCUUCAACUUCCGCUAUGGCAAAGUGGAAAUUAGAGCUAAGAUGCCCGCUGGAGAUUGGCUAUGGCCAGCUAUCUGGCUGCUGCCAACAAAAAACGCGUAUGGAAACUGGCCAGCCUCAGGUGAAAUCGACUUGGUCGAGUCUCGGGGUAACCGCAAAUUAUACAAAGACGACAAGAAUAUUGGUGUCGAAGGAACCUCAUCGACGCUUCAUUUUGGUCCGUUCGGAUCCUUGAACGCCUACCAUCUUGCUUCAUGGACUCGCAACAACCCAGAGGGGUAUGACAAUGAUUUCCAUCGAUUCCAACUUCUUUGGACACCAGAUACUCUAACAUUUAGCAUAGAUGACGUUGUACUUGGAAAUGCUACACCGGGCAGCAACGGUUUUUGGGAUUAUGGUGAAUUUCAGAAUUACCCAAAUAUUUCAAAUCCCUGGAGAUAUGGGUCAAAAAUGGCACCGUUUGACCAACAGUUUUACCUCAUUAUAAACCUAGCGGUAGGUGGAGCCAAUGGAUUCAUGCCCGACGACGCUUCGAACCCGCAACCUAAGCCAUGGUCAAAUCAGUCACCAACGGCCGCUACCGACUUUUGGAAGGCCAAGGACAGUUGGCUGCCAACAUGGAAUCAGCACAAAGAAGAUGGGGAAGGCGCUGCUUUGAAAGUGGACUAUGUGCGAGUUUGGGCCUUGUAAUCAUAUUUAAAAUUAAACAAAAAUUUUAAUAAAAACUAAUUUAA
Messenger RNA from Aricia agestis (brown argus), 1383 nucleotides. Its product is annotated as beta-1,3-glucan-binding protein-like. The transcript has 8 exons. Bases 215 to 1339 code for a protein of 374 amino acids. NCBI's taxonomy places the organism in Eukaryota, Metazoa, Arthropoda, Insecta, Lepidoptera, Lycaenidae. Gene Ontology annotation, molecular function: hydrolase activity, hydrolyzing O-glycosyl compounds. Gene Ontology annotation, biological process: carbohydrate metabolic process. The record is from RefSeq and is a predicted model, not a curated record.